AUGUCAGUCAACUUCAACACUCCGGUCCCCGUGGAAGAGUUAAAGGAGCCCACUCUGAACCAUGGGGGCUAUCAGACGCUGAACCCACGCACUGAGACUCUUCCAAAGGGAUACUCGACUGCACCAGGACGCCGUAUCUUGUCAUGCGACAUUCUUGUACACCAUGAUGUUUCAAUAAUCGUACGUGACGGCUGCAAACUAUACGCGGACAUUUACCGUCCCCCCAACGCGCCCGCGCGAUCAACACCCGCCAUUCUCUGUUGGAGCCCUUUCGGGAAGAAGUUCAAUGGAAUCGAAUCUCUGCGACUGAUGACGCCCUGGAACCUCGGCAUCCCCGAUGGAACGCUGAGCGGACUGGAGAAAUUCGAAGCCCCUGACCCGGCCGAGUUUGUGGAUCGCGGGUACGCCGUGAUAAAUGUGGACUCUCGUGGCGCGUUCGAUUCGGAAGGAACAAUGGCAAUAAUGGGCACACAAGAAGCACAAGAUGGAUAUGAUGUGAUCGAAUGGAUCGCUCAACAACCAUGGUGCAAUGGGAAUGUCGGCAUGGCUGGUAACUCACACCUUGCCAUCGUGCAAUGGUUCAUCGCUGCCUUGAGGCCUCCAUCUUUGAAAGCUAUUGCGCCAUGGGAAGGAUGUGGAGACCUGUACCGAGAGCAAUUUGCCCGAGGAGGUAUCUACGGUGGUGACUUGUUCGACCACCUCAUUACGAAAUAUAUUCUACGCGGGCGCAACGGAAUUGAGAGUUUCCGAAAAAUGUUUCAGCAGGAUCCGCUCGCGAAUGACUGGUGGAAUGACAAACGGCCCGAUAUGACCAAGAUUAACAUUCCGACCUAUAUCACUGGGACGUGGACCAACACCAUGCACGGCAUGGGGGCGAUCCGGGGCUGGAUGGAAGUUGAUUCCCCACACAAAUGGCUUCGGUGGCAUCCUUAUCAAGAGUGGUAUGAUAUAUGGGGAAAUCAAGACGGUCGGGAUGAGCUUCUAAGCUUUUUUGAUCGUUAUUUGAAAGGUAUUGAGAAUGAUUGGGAGUCGACUCCUAAAGUGCGCAUGGCGAUCCUGAGAUAUGGAGAAAAGGAGCCUUUGGCCAACUUGGUCGAAGACAACUUCCCAAUUCCUCGCACAAAUUACCGCAAGGCAUAUCUCAAUUCGGAUGGCCGUUUGACUUUGGACACAGCACCGCGACAGUCGGGUCAGAUCUCCUACGACUCGGACAAUCCCGAAGACACGGCGAAGUUUACAUACACUUUCACGGAGCGGACGCAACUUGUCGGCAUUCCUAAAGCGGUACUUUACAUGCGGUGCGAUGACAUGGACGACAUGGAUAUUUUCAUUGUUCUGAAUAAAUUAUCUGCGACCGGGGAGAAACUCUUAAACCUCAAUAUACCCUGGUCCAAUCUUCCGGUGUCCAAGAUAUCCGACAUUCCGGCGGAUAAGCGCACAGAGGUCAUCCUCUACCAGGGCCCCACAGGGAUUCUCCGUGCUUCAAACCGUGAUAUUGAUUCAUCACGCUCCAUGCAUCCCAACUGGCCGUUCUAUACCCACGAAAAAGAGGAGAAGAUAACACCGGGAUCAGUAAUCCGAUUGGAGAUUGGAAUAUGGGGGAUGGGGGUUGAGUAUGAGAGUGGUGAAACUUUAGAGCUUUCGAUCAGUGGUUUUUAUCAAGGGAUAUCGAAUUUCGGCACUACUGACCAUGUUCAAAACAAGGGGAGACACUGGAUCCAUGUUGGUGGGGAUUGUGAUAGUCAUCUGAUUCUCCCUUGGAUAUGA
Messenger RNA from Penicillium brevicompactum, 1767 nucleotides. Its product is annotated as CocE/NonD family hydrolase. Lineage: Eukaryota; Fungi; Ascomycota; Eurotiomycetes; Eurotiales; Aspergillaceae. Gene Ontology annotation, molecular function: dipeptidyl-peptidase activity. The transcript has a single exon. The record is from RefSeq and is a predicted model, not a curated record. The coding region runs from base 1 to 1767 and encodes 588 amino acids.